AUGAUCGGUUUCUUGGAAUUGGCCUGUUCGAUCAGGCGACGAUUGGAUGGGAAUGGGGAAAUUGUGAGGAGAAGGACGAGUACAAACGAUGUGGCGAAAAUCGUGUCGAAAGAUUUAAAGCGACAGGCGGGAGGAGCAAAAUUAGCUGAUGAGGAGUUCAUUUCGUUAGAAUCAGUGAUGGCUGAGUUUCGCCUUUCAAACAAUACUUUAAAACGAAUGAUGCAUCAUAUGAGCGAUGAUAUGGAUCGAGGCCUAGAAGGUGGCCUCUCAAAAAGUACGAUUGCUAUGCUACCCUCGUUUGUCCCUGAAAUGCCCGAUGGAUCGGAAAGGGGUAAAUUCGUGGCGAUGGAUUUGGGUGGGACGAAUCUUCGCGUGAUGAUCAUGGAAAUCGAGCCGGGAGAAGAAAUGCGAUGCAAACAAUUCAAUACAAGGAUGCCGAAUUGGGCACAACACGGAACGGGGCAACAACUAUUCGAUUUCAUUGCUAAAGCUCUUGCCGACUUUUUGAUUGAAAAAGGUGUCGAUCAAGAUGGUUUACCUGUUGGUUUCACUUUUUCAUAUCCUUGUGAUCAAACAAGUCUCCGAUCAGCUACAUUGUUGAGAUGGACAAAAGGAGUGACGGCGACGGGAUGUGUGGGAAGAGAUGUUGUACAAAUGCUUGAGGAAGCGAUCAAAAGAGAUGGGCGAAUAAACGUGGAAAUCAUGGCACUAAUCAAUGAUACAGUGGGCACAAUGGUUGCUGCCGCCUAUCAAAAUAAAGGACAACAAUGUGAUGUUGGAGUGAUCAUUGGCACUGGCACAAACGCCUCCUACAUGGAACACACGAAAAAUAUCCACUAUGGAGUGGCAAAGGCCACCGAACCGUAUCCAUAUAAACAGAUGAUCAUCGACACAGAAUGGGGCGGAUUUGGCGAUCGUGGCGAGGCUGAUUACAUUUUCACCGAAUACGAUCGAAUCAUUGAUCGACGAUCCGAUCAUCCCGGAGUGAAUUCAUUGGACAAGCUGAUCGCCGGGAUGUGUAUGGGUGAAUUAGUGCGCUUGGUUUUAGAGAAAUUAACAAGGCACAAGGUUUUAUUCGAUGGAAUGGGCUCCGAAACUCUCUUCACAAUUGGCACAUUUCCGACGAAAUAUAUUUCAGAGAUUCUACAUGAUGAUUGUGGUUCGUAUCAACACACUCGACAAAUCAUGGGCGAAUUGGGCAUUGAUGAUUACACCUUUUCUGAUAUGUUAUUGUUUAGAGAAGUUUGUGUGGUUGUGUCAAGAAGAGCCGCCAAUCUAGCAGCUGCUUCGAUCGCUUGUGUUCUGAAUCGCGUGAAACGCCCGAAAAUGAUUAUUGGCAUCGAUGGAUCGACGUAUAAAUAUCAUCCCUUUUUUGAGCAUUGGGUAAACGAGAAAAUUCGCGAGUUGGUCGAUCCGGGACUUGACUUUAAAAUUGUCCAAACUGGGGACGGAUCGGGUCGAGGAGCCGCGCUGAUCACGGCGAUCAUUUGGCGUUUAAAGAAAAGAAAACAAAUCGAAGAGCAAAACGCUCUAAAUCGUCGUUUAUCCAUUGAAAAUGAGGAGAGGGAAAAGAAAGAACGAAAAUCCGAAGAGAAAGAAGCGAUUGGGGAAGAGAGGGAAGAGAAUCGAUGGUUUGAUGAUAAAGUGGAUGUGAUCGCAGCGAUCGGGCAAGCCGUUGUCGACGAUCCGGUCAUUGUGGCGGCACAUGAAGUUGAAGAGGUUCAGGGAAAUGAAGAACGAGAAGUGGAAAAUGUGAAUGGAUCUAGGGAAGAAUCGAAAGAGAAAGAAGAGGAAGAGGAAGAGAAUUCAUCACCGAAUCGAAAAGCGAAACUCGAUCCAGAGCCACUCAUUCAACAGAUUCCUUAUCCCAAAACACUCAAAAACGAGAAUGGAGUGCACAAUCGAUCGAACAACUCCACCUCAGCAUCAUCUUUAUCCGAAAGUGAUCACGAGAAUGAUGGAUCUGCAAUAAAUAUUGAA
Molecule: messenger RNA, 1980 nt
Organism: Mesorhabditis belari
Lineage: Eukaryota; Metazoa; Nematoda; Chromadorea; Rhabditida; Rhabditidae
Source: the annotation of a GenBank genome assembly